AUGGCCGAAGAGCAAGUUAACAACGUCGUCCCUGCCGCCGCCCCGGUCUCUGAUGAGCCAGUAAAGAGCAGCGAGCCUACUGCUGAAGAGAAAUCUGCUGAGGAGCCGAAGACAACUAUUCCAGUUUCCACAUCCGGCCCGGUUACCGAGGAAAAGAAGGAUGCUGCGCUUGCAGACGUGACGGCCGAGGCCUCAUCUGAAGAUCAAAAACCCAAGGACACUACCGCCGAAGCUCCCGCGGAAGUCCCUGCGGAAGUCCCUGCCGUAGCUCCAACUUCUGAUGACGCUGGCCCGACUGAGCCCGCUAAGACGGACGUGCCUACCGCUGUAAACGGCGAGGCUGAGAAGCCGGCCGAGCAGACAACUGGUACCGCCGCCGUCGUUGCCGAAGAAACCGCUGCUUCUGGCCAGGCUGAGUCCUCUAAAGAUGCUGAGAAACCCUCUGCUGCCCCCGAGCCCGCCGCAGACGAGCCUCCUGCUACUACCGAGAAGCCCGUGGAGGACAAGCCCGCACAGGAAAAGACGGUUGCCGAGGGCAAAGCCCCCGAGGAGGUCCCCGAAGCCAACGGCGAGGCCGCGGAGGCUGCUGAGGCUGCUGACGUCGAAAUCAAAGACGCCCCCGCCGUGAGCAAGGCUGGGGAAUCUCAGACUAGGGAAAAGCGAAGCGCGGAUGAGGCCGAAAUCACCAACGGAACCAAGUCAAACGAACCCGUCGGCAAAAAGGCCAAGAGGAGCGCCGAUGCGCCUGCAACAAAUGGUGGGCCCAGCAGGAACUUGUCCAAGGGUAGGAAGGAAAAGAAAACCAUCACCCCCGUCGGUCGCACCGCGCGGAGGACCCGUAGCCAGGGUUUAGCGGAUGUGUAG
Messenger RNA from Parascedosporium putredinis, 864 nucleotides. NCBI's taxonomy places the organism in Eukaryota, Fungi, Ascomycota, Sordariomycetes, Microascales, Microascaceae. The record is from the annotation of a GenBank genome assembly.